CGGUUCUGCCGCCAAAUCACAGGCGAGGAGUGAGAGUGGGAGCUUUAGGUGUGUAAGAGGAGCUGACGGAUCAGCCUUAGCACCCCCUUAGUCAGCUUUCUGGCCUGGUUUCGGAUUCAGACAUGCACAAAACUGCUCAGAGGUAAAAGACAACGGACACUUUCUGGCAAACCUUUUUUUGCGAAAGUCUCCAGGACGACACGCGGCGGGAGCUCGACAAGAAGAAUCGCGAGGAUGUUUGGGCGAAUUCUAUAAUAAUUUCGUGACUAGAGGUUACUAGUUUUCGUGGAAUCCCCAGGAUGUGGAGCCGUAGGCGAAAGCCGCGUCUGGCGAAGAUCGAAGACGAGUUUCCCGCCGGCGAAGGGGAUCAAAUCGUCGAAGAAUCCGAUCCGUCGGUGCUGCCAUCAGUAGAUGGGUCACCAGCUUCAUCAUCUGCAGCUGCGUCAGCGGCAGCGACAGCAGCAACACCAGCAGCCGUGGGACCAGCCACGGUACCCCCAGCGGCAGCAGCAGCGGCUGCAGCAGCGACGCCUACUGGUCCGGUCACCCCAGAAGUCCGACCAGGAAGCGUCGCUGAAGGCGGCGCAGAGAGAGCAGAAUCUGGCGUGAAAGAUGCGGAAAGAGGUACUGCUGAUGGCGCUUUGGAGGUCAAGCCUAGUAGAGCUCCUGACCAUUCUGGUGGGGCUAUUAACGCCAGGGUCCUUGAAGAAGACUCUGAGAAUAGUAUCGGCAGGCUGGUUUCUGAUUCUAGAAUAGCUGGAGGAGGAAGAGGAGGUAGUGAGCAGCAUGAAGCAGGACCGUCUUUGGCUGCUGCUGCUGCUGCUGCUGCUGCUGAUGGUGCUGGUGCUGGUUCCGAAUUCCUGUCAGAAACCCCUCGUUACAUUCUCCAGGCUCCUGAUAUAGUCGCAUCCGGUUUGGAAGAUGAGCUCAGCCUGCUGGAGCGGCUGGUGGCGAACCAUCUGGUAUUGUCACAGUUCGAGCUCGCUAGAGCGGCUGUCAGGGACCUAGCACGGCUCAGCCCUUCCCGCGCGAUUUCUCUGCUAAGGAGGGUGAUUGUAACGGGGGGUGAGAUUCCUGGGGCUGUGUGGUCGGCAUCUGUCCCAUCCGCCGCCCAUCUGACGUGGCUGUGCGUUGGGGAAUACCGGGAGCUGUGCAAGUUGCACAGGCCAAGAGGGAAGACACCUGAUUGGGCGAGAGCAGCCAGGAGAGGAGGCUCCGAACGAGAUGAUUGGACGGGGAAUGGAGCAGAAGGGGAGGAACGGGAAGAGGAGGAGAGGGAGGAGGGGGGUGGGGGGGGGAAGGGGAAUGAGGGGGAGGAGGAGGGGACGAGGAUGGUAGAGGAGGAGGAAGAAGGAGAGGAGCGAGGGCGGAGGGGCACAGGCGAGAGCGUGGAGGAGGAGAGGGUGAUGGUGGAUGAAGCGGAAUUCGACCUGUACCUGUCGGAGAUCUCACUCAAGGUGCAUGAAUCGGCAGCAGCUCAGCAAACCAAUCCCUCUAUAGCGCGUACUGGAGAGGUGGAGGGCUCAUCUGGAGCAGGUGCAGGAGGGGAAGUGCAGGCAGGGGAAGACUGCAGGAGGAGGAGAGAGGAGGAGGUGCGAGCUGCUGUGAAGCUUCUGCAUGAUCGCUCUGCCUGGGGACUCCCCACUAGGCCGCUGGUGGUGGGGAGCAGGAGCAGUGCCAGUGACCGAGGGAAAGAGGCAGAGUCAGGAGUGUCAACAGUAGCUGCAGCAGCAGCAGGGGGGGAGGAAGCUUCAGCGGAGUGGGAGCCUGGCAAUGUUGAAAUCAUUUCUGAUGUGACACGUGCCAGCGUUUCAUUGGUCGUUGGGGAGUACCCGGAGAUCCUGGACGAGCUCUGCAGGAACGUUCUGCGGCAGAGAAGGAGGAGGAGGAUGAAAGAUAGCGAGGGGCAUGAGAGCGAGGGUAAUUUACCCUCCAAAUCUUGGCCGUCAGGAGUGCCAGCUGUGAGAUGGGUGCAGGGGGCUCAUCUGGGGGCGGUGGCAUCUCUGCUGGAGGCAGGGGACAUACGGGGAGCAGCAGCUCGUUUGCGGUAUUUGAAUGUGGAUUAUGGGGCAGUGGAAGAGGAGCAGUACAGGUCCGCCCUCCACCAGUUGGUCCUCGCACUGCGCCCUCCGGUGCCUGAAGAAGCGCCAUGCACUUCUCCGGUGCCCGGCCAAGCGCCAUGCAGCCCAGCUGAACUGCCACUCAGUCCUACAAGAGCCCCUGUUUGGAUGGCAGUGAGGGCGGAAGAGACGAAAAUCGCCGUCCAGGAGCUGCUGGGGUCGGGAUCAGCCCGCGUCAUCAAGCUGUUUCAGGCCACAUGGGACGAUUACAUUCACAGAGAGUUGCAGCUGUCUGCCCACCACUCGCCCAUCGCCCCACCGUUGGAGGCCCUGCAUGCGCUGCUGCUGUUGGGUGAUAAACCAGGGCAAGGAAGAAUGACCUCAGCAGCAGGCGAGGCCAGCGUCCAAGGAGCUGAAGAGCAGGGACGAGGCAGGGCUGAUCCUCAGGAUGCUCAGGAUGCAGGCCGUGGGAGGAGGGACGGUGGGGAGCACGGGAGGAAAGAGAAUGGAUGGAGGGGGAGUUUGGAGGAGAGGUGUGUGUGGGAGUUGGUGGAGCAUGCGAGGGUGGGGAGGCGGGUGGUGGUGGGCAGUGUGCUGGAGGGGGCUCUGGCUGCUCUGCAUGCGGGGCAGUUCGCCAAGGUCAACCACAUCCUCCAUCUGUGCCCCCCUCUCCGUCCUCUCACCACCCUUAUCGCCUGGGACCUCAUAGGCCCCUCGCGCCCCGCCUCCCGCCUGCGCCUUCUCUGGGCGCUCUGGCCCAAUGAGUGUGCUCGUGUGCUGCUGCCACACACUACUUCCUCUCAAGAUGGCUCUGGUUUAGAGGAGAGCCAGGACACCAGUCUGAGCUCUCAGCUGCAGCAUGCUAGCGUGUGCUGUGCCGAUCUUAUCUUCCACGCUCACCUCGCCUUCCUCAUGGCUGCUCGCCGCGCUGCCUUCCAACAGCGGCAGCAGCAUCAUCAGCAGGAGCAGCAGGAGCAGCACCUGAAAAGCCAGCAUCAGCUCUUCAGGCAUCACGGACAGCAGCUGCAUCCCUCCACAGAUCUAGCGUCUGUGUUGACCCCCAAGGCGGUUGCACGCAUGGUUCGAGCAGCAGACCCGUUCACUGCACGCCUGGCGCUAGAGCUGCUGCAGGUGCAGUCGCCCCUCCACGUGCUGCUGGCUCUGGGCGCACACUGCUUCCAGCCCGAGGAAAUCAUUCAGCUAGUCAAGGCUCAACCUGUCUCCCAACACAGCACGCUCAGUGGGACAUCCGCCAGGCAAUGGGACGUGGAGCUCCUUCACAUGCUGUUUGCUGCCAAGGCAGCUGAGGCUGCCGUGCGAGCCAUGGCAGGGAGUGAGGCGGGAGGAGGAGCAAGGACAUCAAAGUGUGAGGCAGUGGAGGCGGUUGAGUCGUUUGAGCGCCAUGCAGCCCGUGUCACCACGGCAGCACGCAAGGUCUGGAUGGCCCACACUGUGCGAUCGCUUCUGCUCGCCGCCGAAUCCGCCUCUCCAUCCAGCGACCCAUCCACAGAGGGUGGCCCGAUUCCUGAAUCUUCCAAGGCGUCUCACAAGUCUCGCAAGUCCCAGGGGUUGUCGGAUGAGGGUUGUCUGGCAACUGCCACCAUGGCCCGGCUUCAGCUGCUGUCUAAGCACGACGACGAUCAGCCUGAUAUUGAUGCUGCCGCUGACUUGGAUGCUGGUGCUGGUGGUAUUGGUGUGCCUACCACUAGCAGCACAGGUAGCACUGGCAACCAAAGCAGGGCUCCUGUGUCUGCUCCCACCCCUGCAUCUGCACGGUCUGCACCAGCAUCACCCCCGGCUGUAGUGGUAAUGGAGUUCUUGCUGGCGGCUGUAGCCAGGCAGAUGCCGCGCCCGGGCUCCGAGGCGCACGGCAUAGCCCGUCCUUUCCUGCUGGACGCGUCUCCCUUGAGUGGGGUAGACAGGCGGGCGGCAAGGGCACUGUUGAAGCGGAAGGAUGUGGGGGAGGUGGGAUCUGGUGGUUUUGAGGCUGGUUCUGUCGCUCCCAGUGGUGCUCCUGCCGCCGCCGCCGCUGCUGCUGCUGCUGCUGCUGGUGUUACUGCUGCUGCUGCUGCUGCUGCUGGUACUGCUCCUGCUGCUGCUGCUGCUGCUGGUGGUACUGCUCCUGCUGCUGGUGGUACUGCUCCUGCUGCUGCUGCUGGUACUGCUCCUGCUGCUGCACCUGCUGGCAUGAUAAGAGCAAAAUCAGGGGAGGCGAGAGGGGAGAAACAGCUGGGACAGGGGAGGCCAGAAGGGGGUAGUAGUCGUGAAGGGGGUGGUAGGCGUGAAGGUGGCAGUGAGCAGGGUAGUGAGUCAUUCAGGAGAAAGAGAAGGCUGACUAGCGGCGAUGGGACAGGGGGGGACGAGGACGGGAUGGACGAGGAAGAGGGAAGGAAGGUUGAGGAUUCGACGGAGGCGACUGGUCUAGGAGGAAAGGGAGACGGGCGUUUGUCAGAUGAGGGUACUUAUCACGAUGCAGUUUCAGAUGCGUUUGACGUUGCAUUUGAUGCUCUAGAUGCUGAGUUUGCUGCUUACCUGGAUGCUGAGCUGGACGCACAUGCGUCUGACGUGGCAGCGGCAGCAGCGGCAGUGCUGGUUUCUGAUUGGAAGCAGCGGGCGCAGGUGGUGCGCGGUUGGCUGGAUGACUGGCAGUGGCGGCUGGCUGUGCUCAAAGCUGAUUGGCUGGGCGUUUGUGCCAGGCAGGUGGAAGGAGAGGAGGCUUCAGAGGAGGGGGAGGGGGCUUUAAGAGAGAGGGAGGAGAUGGGGGAAGUGGACAAGGCGAAGGGGGGUGGGCAGGAGGGGGAAUUGGAGGGAGGCUGGAGGAAGGGAAGAGAGGCGAGGGGGAAGGGGAUGGAGCGAAGCGACUGGUCAGCAUGGGGAUGGCAUGAGGUGGUGGCGUGGAUGCGAGUGGAGCCAUCUGUCCUCAUCUCCUGCUGUCUCUCUGUGGGCGACUUCUCUCUCUGCGACUCGCUCACUCGCCGCUUCCCCAUUGCAGUGCACACAGAGGCACAAGUGCAGCUCACUGUGUGGCUUUCUCGCCACGAUGAAGGCGGGCUAAAUCGGCAGCAGCGCAGCAGCACUGCCACAGGGAAAGGGAGCAGUGGGAAGGGUGAGGAAGCUAAGAGUGCACGCGGCAGUGGGAGCAGUGGUGACAGCAGUGGCAGCAGGGUGGGGUUGGAGAGGGUGGGGAGUGUGGAGGCGAGGGAGAGCAGGGCGAGGGAGAACGAACAAGUGGAUACCCUCUUCUCGGUCUUCUUCGCGCCCUCACAAGCCAUGUGGGAAAUGUUUCCAGCUCUUGAUAUGGUGGCAGUGUUGCUGGAUGCAGCUACAACUCAGGCUCGCACAGCCCCUGAUGCCCUCAUCCUCCUGGACCAGGCUCGCUGUAUUUUGAAGGCUUGGCAGGCAUGGGAAGGCAAGGGAUCAUCGGGGCAGGAGCAAGUAGUGAAGCAACAGCAGCAGCAAGAAAGCGAAGGAGAUAAUACCAACAUCCCAGUCCUAGACCUAGACUUGGACCUAGACUCGGCCCAAUGGGCGACAGCAGAGCGCCUGCUGCAGCGGCUGGAGGCCAUUCAGAAUCAGGACCCCACCACGCCGCUGCCGAGCCUGCUGGCCGCCGUGCAGCCGCACCUGUCGCCGUCCCCGGGCCUGUCAGGCUCGGCAGGGGUGCGGCGGGGACCAAAGGCUCGGGCUGUGAUGGCGCUGCAGCAGGUGGUGGCGGACUGCGAGGCGGGCACGGCACAGUUUGUCAGUGGCAAGCUGCACAACCUCAUUAGGGCCUUAGAGGACCCUGAACCAGCAGACACCCUCCCCCAGGUCAUCCCCACACCAGCUGUAUCCGCUGGCCAAUCAGGCUCUGCCACGUGUCCUCCUCCUGGCAGUGGGCUUGGCUUUGGCAUUGGCCUGGAUGUGAUCAUGCCGGAGCAGCUAGCUACAGAUGCUACAGCCGAUGCUGGCACGGCUACAGAAGGCGCUACAGCCGAUGCUACAGCCGAUGCUACAGCCAAUGCUACAGCCGGUGCUACAGCCGGUGCUCCUGGGCUGAGUUCUGCAGCACCAGCUGCAGCAGCAGGUGCUGUGGCAGACGAGGCUGUAGCAGCUGUAGCAGGGGGCGAGGCAGCAGGAGGGGAGCCACGGGCUGCAGUAACUGCUCCUGCUGAUGCCGCCGCUGCUGCUGCUGCUUCCUCUGUGGCACCUCCGCCUUCCUCCUCCUCUUUCUCUCUCUGGCGAAUGUUGCAUGGGGGGGGAGGAGGAGGAGGAGGGGGAGGAGGAGGAGCAGGGGCGGUAAGUGCACCUGGAGUAGCAGCCCGAGCCGAUUCCCAAGGCUCGCUGGCUGCUGCAGCUGCGGUUGCAGGCCUAGCUUCGGCAACAGGCUCGGGAGGAGCUGGAAUGUCACCAAACUUGCAGGGUGCGGCAGGCACCCCUGUGCAUACCCCCCCUCUCUCUCCUCGAUGGACCCGAUCCUCCUCUGGCCGUGGCCUCUCUGCUGCUGCUGCCACUGUGACCGUUGCUGCUACUUCUUCUGCGGAUUCAGCAGUGAGAAACGAAGCAGGCGAAGGAGCAGGGGCAGGGGCAGGGGCAGCAGCCGCAGAAUUUGUAGAGGAUUCCAUGCUGCCUGUGGGGUCUGCGAGGUCCAGCUCUCUUCCUCUGCCUUCCACCGCCGCUUCUGCCUCUUCUGCUGCUCCAGCUCAGCUUUCAGUACUGUCACGCUCCUCUGUAGGCACUGUCAGCAUGCCCCCUCCCGCCACCACCACCACCACCAUCACCAGCACCCGAACUGCUGCUGCAUCAGCACGUGUAUCUGCCCCUCCAGGUGCCUCGUCAGGUGCUUCUUCAGGUGCUUCUUCAGGUGCUUUUUCAGGUGCAGCUCCCAGGGCGUCUGCGCCACUCCCUCCUGUGCCGCGCUCGUCCAUGCCCAGCCUGUGGCCCUUCUCGUUCAACUCCCCCAAGCAGGCAGCAGCAGACGGGCAGACUGUAGGGCUCCAAUCCAUUCUUGGUUCCGCCCCUGGCGUAGGGGCAGCAGGAGCAGCAGGAGGAGGGGGAGGAGGAGGAGCAGGAGCAGGAGCAGAAGCAGGAGAAAGAGGAGGAGAAAGAGGAGGAGCAGGAGGAGAAGGAGGGGGGACGGCAGGAGCGGUAUCAGCAACAGCAGCAGGGCUGCGAGGUCCGGGGAAGCAGCCUUGGGACCAUCCCCGGGGAUACCUGCCAGUCUUUCUUAACUAUGUGGUUCAGAUCGGGGAUAUUGUAGACGACAGUGACCCCAGCCACCCCUUUAACUACUUCUCUUUGCUAAGUGUCGAUCCUGUGGAGCUUUUAAGAGAGCUGGUGUUCGUGAGGGGGGACAUCGCUGCUGCUUCCCAUGUGGCUGAGAUCAUGGGCCGGGCUUCCCUACCUGCGGAUAUCAUUCCCGCAGCUCUCCCGAGCCUGCUGCCGCCUGUGCCGAGCCUGAAGCUCUGCUCCGUGACUCGGCGCUUCCAAGGCAGACUGCUAGGCAGGUCUGGAGGAGGCUCGGGAAGUGGGGCGGAAAGUGGAAGGGGCAAGGGUGAAUUAGGAAGUGUGGAGAAGCUUCUGGUGCCUUCGCCGUAUGAGGCGCCGCGGUACGCAUUGAGCAUGGAUGUGGUUCAGUUGCUCGCGAGGGACUCCAUGGUGCAUGCCGUGCUGGCAUGUGCGUUGGGCGCCGAUCAGCAGAUCGUGCAGAUGCACCGACGGAAGGAGAGAGAGCUGGAUACGGAAAGGAGCGGUUCUUCUGCUUGGGGUAUUAGUGGUGGAGCUGGUGCUGCUGCUUCUGGUGCUAGGAGUGCUGGUAGUGCUGCGGCAAGGACUGGUGUUGGUGGUGAUAGAGGCAGGGGCAAGGGCGGAACGGGUGGAGGGGGAAUAGCAGUGGAGCUGGAGGAGGAAGCUGCGAAGAAGCUGAUGGAGUAUGCACGUGUGCACUCUGCAGGCACCCCAAUCAUUCACAGGUGGGUCACUCUGCAGUCUGCCAUCCAGUCUAUUGCCAUUGCUGCCGCCAAAGCACCCUCCCGCCCUCCCAAGCAGCAACUGCCAGCAGGAGCCACAGCAGGUGGGGGGCUUACAGGGGGGGAAGCCAGAGGGGGGUCGUUAGCAGGAGGCUUGGGGGGGGUAGCACAGGGGAGGGGAGCAGCAGAGCAGGGAGGGAUGCCGCAAGCAGCAGCAUUGACAGGGCAACAGAGGCCAUUGGGGCAGCAGGGGGCAUCAAGGCAACAACCGUUGGGUUGGAAUAGCCCUGGAGGGACCUUGCCUGUGCGUUCGCCUGGCACCACCAGCAGCAGCAGGAGGGGCGGGAGGGUGUUUACAGGGUCAGCUCUCUUGCUGGCAGGGCAAGAAGGAACCACAGCGGCAGCAGUGGUGGGAGGGGCGAGGAGAGCAGGUGGGGUGAGGUCAGCCGGAGCAGGGGGCAGGUUGGCUGGGAUAGAGGGGGGAGCAGCAGCAGCAGCAGGUACUGGGGGGAUGACAGGGGGUGGUGAGGGACAUAGAGGGGCGAAGCGGGCUCUUUCGCCUGAGAGGGGUGCAAUUGAGGUGGGAGCGGAGCCGAUGGAUGGGGCUUGGGAAGAGUCAAGACACGCAAGUGGUGCCACGGCUGCCUCUGAUGGGAGUGGUGUGGCAGGGAGAGAACCUGCGCAGCCAAGUCCAAUGGUGUCGGUCGAGGAAGGGGCGGCGGUGGCGGGGGGUCGGCUGGAGGCUCUGCUGAAUGAGUGGGAGGACUUGCGGCCCGUGAGAAUUCACCUGGAGAGCCUGAUUGCUGACUCGCGAUUGGCCGAAGCCCUUGAGCUGGCAGACACGUGGCUGCCUGAGGGGGCACCAGAUCACCUGCUGUGUCUGCUGGUGGAGCAGGCAGAGCGCACCGAUGAUGCUUUCAAAAGAUCAGCAGGGGCUGCAGGAGUAGCAGGAGUAGCAGGAGCAGCAGGAGUAGCAGGAGCAGGGGCAGGGGUAACAGGAGUAGGGGGGUUAGCAGGAGACAUGAGGCGGUUUCAGAGGGUGCCAUUGACCCAUGCAAGCAGGCUCCAGAACCCAAGGACUGGAGGAGUGGGGUUUGUAGGUCCGGCCGGUGCUGGUGGUGGUGGUGGUGGAGGCCCCAGUGGUGCUGCGGCCAGGGGGGUCAGGAAGCCUGUGACAUCGGGCGACAGCUGGCGGUUUGUGAUUCGCGUGGCGGACAAGGAGCUUGCAGCGGCCCUGGCGCUCAGGUACUACCACAGCUGGGAGCUGCCUCACAUUCACACUGUCCUCAACAACUGCCUCUCACACCUUCCCCCGCACUCAUCUCUCGCCUCUCAGAUCCUCGCCUGCAAAUCAUCUGUGGAUCAGUACACCCGCAUUCGCUCCAUUCUCAAUGACCGGACCCUUGCCACGUGGCAGCAGGUCCGCGCACUCUGCUUCCGGGAUCCCGAGUCCAUCUCUCGCCAGCUGGCCGACAAGGGCGCAGUCAAAGAGGCUGUUUCUCUGGCAGAGGCACAUGCAGCCGCACCAGUGACAGCAGCAGGAGCAGCAGCAGGGGUAGGAGUAGGAAUGGAGGCAGAAACUGCUGCCGCUGCUUCCGCCUCUGCUGCUGCUGCUGCUGCCGGUGCUACAGGAGGGGCGUGGGUUGGAGCAGCAACAAGAGGAGCAGCAACAGGAGCAGCAGCGGGACUGAUGGGGGCAGCACCGGGAUCAGCAGCAGACCGAGCAGGGAGGGUGGGUGGGGCGUUACUAGCAGAUCUGAGGGGGCGGUAUCUGAGUGAGCUGAUGGGGGGAGAUCCGUUGCAGGCUGACUCAGGGCCUGCCGUGGGCAUGAGGUACCUUGAGAGACUUAUGCAGGAGGGGAAGGCGCAGGAGAGGGAAGGGGUGGCGGUUGGAAGUGGUGGGGCUGCUGCUGGUAGUCUAAGUGCUGGUGGUGACAUUGGUGGUGCUGCUGCUGAUGGCACUCUUGCUGCUGCUGGUGCUGCUGCUAUGGCUGGUGCUGGUGGUGUGGGGAGUGGGAGUGGAGGAGAGGGGGAGGAAGCGAGAGGGAGAGUGGAGGGGAGGGAGGGGGUGAUGGGGGUGGUGCUGUCAGCCAUGCGGUGGGCUCCAUCCCUGCACUCCAAAAAACUCAUCGUGAAUUUCGUUCUCAAGCGGGCAGCAGAGGCAAAUCUACCUCCUGCUGACGUGGCAGACGCCAAGCAGCUCCAGCUAGCCCUGCAGCUUCUGGGAACCUUCCCUUCAGAGUGGCAGCGGCGGCUGGGAGGGCAGCAUGUGGCUGUGCUGCUGCGGCCAGAGCUUAUAGUGGAGAGCCUUAUAAUGGAGAAACACACCUCCCUACUGCCGCAGAUCUUUGCCAAUUUCCCAGCUCUGCGCAACGACAACCUCCUCCUCUCCUACGCACGCAAGGCCCUCUUCCCCUCCCCACUCUCCCCAUCCUCCUCCUCCUCCUCCUCCUCCGCCUCGUCCUCAACCACCCCAGCUACCAACGCCCCUCCUCCCCCUCCGCCUCUCCCCCACCAGCCCUCCCUCCGCUCCUCCGCCAUCCCCCGCCCGCCCUCACUCCCCCCCGGCCCCAUCACCAGCAGCUUCCUGCGCAUUCAGCAGCAAGCCUCCCGCGUCUUCCCCUGGGGCGCUGCCUCCUCCUCCUCUUCCUCUUUCACCUCUGCUGCUGCUGCUGCGGCUGCGGCUGGUAGCACUUCCCCGUUCGCCAGCCCUGUUCCGUCCCCUCGGGCUAGUCCCGGGCUUGGAGGGGUGGGAGGGGGAGGGAGAGUGGGAGCGGGAGUUGGAGGGGGAAGGGAAAGUGGAGGAGGAGGAGGGAGAACGGGAGGGGAGCGGCCGCAGACGCUGGCAGAGGCAGCGAAAACCCGGCUUUCGUCGUCCGUGUCUCUUGAUGCUCCUGCUCGUGGCCACCCUUCUCCCCCUGCCUCUGCUGCUGCUGGCGGCGGUGCUGCUGGCGGUGGUCGUGGUGCUGGUGCUAGUGCUGCUGGUACUGGUGCUGGUGCUGCAACCCGUUUUGGCACACUAGGCAGGACGGUCAGCGGUACUGCCAGCCUGCAAACCAGCCCUAGAGGGGGGGCUGUAGCAGCACACCCACGUCCAGGUGCAAUGAACCGGCCCAGUAGCCCAGGUACUGCUACAGCCGCUGCCGCCCAGUCGGAUCGGGCUGGGCGGCAUCUGAAACUCGCUGCUACAGUAAGCUCCAUGUCUCUUCCCGAGCUGACAGGCAGGCCGGUCGGCAACCUCCCAGGUGGCCGCAUGGGAUUGGACGGGGAGCGGGGCGCAGGGGGAAGCACAGGAGAAGAGGAAGGCGAAGAGGGAGAAGAGGAGGAAGCAGUGGGGAGGCUCGGAGUGAGGGACAUGCCGCGAGAAGCAGUGCUGAUCGGAGAGGAAGCCCGGGAUAGUGAAACUAGGUCCCACCAUAAGUUCCCCGAGACGCCGGAUGUUGCUCUGUUUCAAUCGCUGGCGUCGCUGUGCUCCAGGCGAGUCUCUGCGGUCAAACGGCUGCUGGCAGUGGUUGUGGAGCAGACGGGCAUGGGCCUGGCCAAAGAGAGCACGCCACGUGGCACCAGCCUGCUGUCGCUGACUCAGAGUGCCUUCUUCUCAAAAGCCUACCUCAAAGCUCUCGAUGUCACUCAUGGCAUGCUCCUCGCCUGCCAGACGCAGCUCGCCAAACCCGAGCCUGCAACCCAACCCACAGGCUCGGCACAGGCUCGGACAAGAACACCAGCCCAGGUUCGGGCGAGAGGCUCGGCGCAGGUUCAGGCGAGAGACCCCUUGCAGGUUAGGGCACAGCAGAAGGCGCUGAAGCAGCUGUUGGAACGAGCAGACGCGUGGAUCGCACGGGUGAUGCUUCUGAGAAGGUUCCUGGCGGACAAUGUGGGUGUGGGGAUAGACGAGCUCGGGGGUGGUGAUCCCGACUUCCAGCCUGGGGCUCCUGGCGCAUUCGCAUCUCAGCUUGUAUGCACAGUGCUGGGGGGUACUGAGGCAUCGCGAAGCAAGGUGAUGGGAGGAGGAGGUGGGGGGGGAGGGAGAGGAGAGGGAGGGGGGGAUAUGGCUUGGAGUAGAGCCACUGGGCGUAGUGGGCAGAUGCAACAGCAGCAGAGGCCGCAAAAGCCAAUGCAGCAGCAGCAGCAGCGCUGGCAGCAUGGCUCUGCACACGCCCGGUUGCCGCCCGAGGCGGAAACAGAGGCUCGGGAGGCGUCUCUGGGUGCGACGUUGGCUCUGAGGGAUGGGUUGGUGAAGGAGGAGUGCUUCGAGCUGGCUGCUGCUCUGUGUGAGACGUGCCAGGUGGACCCCUGCCCUGUGUACACGGCGUGGGCCCUGUCCCUCAUUCGAGUGAAGAACUACCCGCAGGCUCGGCAUAUCCUAGAGCGACUCUUCCUCUUUCUCCAACAAUCAGACCCCUCAGCUCCUCCUCCUCCUGCUGCUGCUGCUGCUACUGCUGCUGCUGCUGCUACUGCUGCUGCUGCUGCAGACACAGCAAGAACAGCAGCUGUGCACAAAGCACCACCACAAACACCGGCAACUGGUGGCGUUGCUGUAAGAGCACAGGGAACAGUGUCAGGAGGAGCGGGAGGAGGAGCGUCAGCAGCAGGAGGGGGAAGUGAGGGUCUGAGGAGUCGAGGAGGGGUGGGGGCGAGCAGUGGACAAGCAGGAGGGGCAGGAGGGGCAGGAGGGGUAGCGGGAGGAGGGGGAGCAGGAGGAGGGGUGGUUGGAGGAGGGGGAGCAGCAGAGAGGAUGGCAGCAGUGGCACGGGAGGUGGUGCGUUUCAUCGAGUCGUGCAUUCCUGCUGACGUGGCCGGCACUCAGCAGCUCCUGGCUCAAACAGAGAAGGCAGUAGCAGAUUCUUUCCAAGAUUCUCUCACAACAGAAUCCUACCUCGGUGCUCUCACCUCCGCCUCCUCUCUCUUCCAGUCCCCCACUCUCCGCCCCUCCUCCUCCUCCACCUCCUCCUCCUCCUCCUCUCGCCCAUCCUCCUUAGCAGCACCCCCUGUGGCUGCUACUGGUGCUUACAGCACUUCUGCCUCAGCUGCUGCUGCUUCUGCUGCUGCUGGUACUGCGUCUGCUGCUGCUGCUUCUGCUGGUGUUUCUCCAAUCCUAGGAGCGAUUCCUCCUCCUGCUAUUCCGUCCUUUGAUGAAUGGAGAGAGGGAGGGUCAGUGAGCGCACAAUACAGCCGCCAGUCAGAGACUGAAGGACGGGGGCUGGGACAGGGCGAAGGAGAGUUACAGGGGCGAGGGGAAGGGCAGGGAGAGGGGCAGGGGGAAGGGGAGGAGGGGCAGGGAAGGCAGGGAGAGGAGGUCCCGUUGGUGGAUGAGGAGGAGAGGGAGACGUUUUCGUACUUGGAUGAUCAGAGGCUCAACGAGUGCGCUCAGCUGCUCAAACGACAUGCCCCUCGGGACCUCCUCCCCUUCAUGUUCCGACACGGCCGCUACCGAUCCGCUUGCUGGCUCAUCUUCUUCCCUCCUCCCCCUCCCCACCCUUCCUCCUCCUCCCCCUCUCUCUCAUUCACCCCCCGCCACAGCACCACCACCCCCACCACCACCACCACCCCAACCACAACCACCCUCCCCAACCCCCUGGCCCCAGCACUACCACCUCAGCCACCCACCAUGUCUCUCAACCCAUCUCCACCCUCCCUGUCCUCGUUACUAGAAUGGGACCCGUUAAAGUCAGAGUACGCUACUGUAGAGGAGUUGUGCGCGCUGUGUGUGUCGUAUGGAGCUGUGGAGGUGCUUGAAAGGGUGGUGGCCGAGGCGCUGGGAGGAGGUGCGACGGCAGGAGUAAGUAGUGCUGCUGGUGCUGGCGCUGCUGGUGCUGGUGCUGGUGCUGGUGCUACUGGUGCUAGUGGUGCCGCGGCUGGUUGGAGUGGUUCGUCUGCUACAGCAUCAGCAACAGCAGCAUGGGCCAGUGGCAAUGUCAAGUGCCUGGCUGCUCUCUCCCGCAUCUGCACCUUCUUUGAAUCGCAAAAGAACUUCCACUUCUUCUUCCGCUUCCUGCUGCUUGCCAGGGACUACGUGGCAGCUGGCCUGUGCAGCAUCCAACUCUUCCUCUACUCGCCGGAUCUCCGCACCGCAGCCACACACUUGCAGCAGGCACAGCUUCUCUUUGAGAAGGGCACGGAGGCCAGGCAGAGUGCAGCAGCAGACCUGGCAGCAGCUAUCGGCCCUCUUGCUGCUGCCAGCAGGAGACUCGCCAUCUCUGGAGGCACUGCUGCUGCUGCUUCUGGUGCUGCCGCCGUUGCCGCUGCUGCUGCUGGGGCAGGUGCAGGUGCUGCUGGUGCAGGCGGUACUGGUGCAGGCAGCAGCACCACCACCACCACCAGCAGCACCAGCCUGGCGCUGAUCAGCAAGCAGCGGGCGGCGACGGCAAAGAUUUCGGAUGAGGAUCUGCUGAGGCUGCAGCGGCUGGCAGAGCUGCAGGGGGAGGUGGUGCGCGUGGUGGGGGCGUGCAGCGCACGAGACAGCAGUGGCAUUGCGCUGGUGGGAGCUGCAAGGAAGGCACCGUGGAGCGUGGCUCUGUUCGGUUCUCCUAGUGAUGCCAGAACCAGCAAGCGGCGUGUGGAGGUGACGGAAUUCUUAGUCGAAAGAGAGUUCGACGUGGCCCUGGAGGUGAUCAGCUUUCUCCAGCUGCCAGCAGUGCAGAUCUACGCCAGCGUGGCGGCCUCACUGGCAGAGAAGCAGCAGCACCGCAUGCUGUUUGAGAAUUUGAUGAACCGCAUCAAGUACAUGCUGCCACCAGCGGAUAUGGAUGAGGUGAUUGGAGCAGCAGUCAUGGUGUACACUCACACUGCUGUCAAGCUGUCGGCGCUUUCCCUAACGUUUACCGGGCGGCAAGAUAUGUCUCGGUCUGUGAAGCUGCCUAAGGAGCAGAUCGACCGCCUCAUUCACAUGCUGUCAGACGAACACAAGAAGGUUCUCUUCAAUGUGGCGUGCCGCCGGCUCCGCCUGGCGUUUCAGAUCGCCACAGGGCAGUUCCAAGCCGGCCAGGGAAGUGUGCUCCCUGCAGGUUAUAGCAGCGCUGCUGGCAGUGCAAGCAGUGUUGCUGGCAGCAGCAGCAGUGCAGGGGGGUUUGGGCCACAGUACCCGCUUCAAUGCCGAAUUAACGACGUCAUCUUCAUCAUGCAUGAGGCGCGCAACGCCCCCAAGGUGCGGGAGCUCUGCAGGGAGUGGCUGGCUGCUCGUGGUAUCGUUAUCGACAACGUGGACCCUCAUUCCAAUCCUCACGCGCUCCCUCACACCCACACUCGCGUGCCUGGGCCUGGGGCAGCACAGCCACACGCCCUGCGAUAGCUAGGGUACCGAUCACAAUGUUAGUUAACCACACCUAAUUCCAUCAUGCAGAACCUGACUCCUCAGCGACUCGAUCUUCAUCAUGCACGAGGCUCGCAAUGCUCCCAAGGUGCGGGAGCUCUGCAGGGAGUGGCUGGCCGCUUGGAGCAUCGUGAUUGACAAUGAGGACGCGCACUCACACUCUCACGCACAUGUUUCUCACACUGAGGACGUCCAAUUUCUCAGUAGGAAGCAAGAAGGCACACUGGUCUCGGAGGGUAACGGUUUCUUGAUGCUUUCAUGCAAUAAAUACACGCACAUUGCGUUCACUCCCUCAAUGUGUUAUAAUGCAUUAAGGAAGCAGUGCACUGAAUGUGAGUGCGCAUCUGAAUCAUUACGCUGGAGCUAUUGUACAGAUGGGAUGGGAGCAUUAAGGCACGCAAGCGUAGUGCCUGUUAC
Messenger RNA from Closterium sp. NIES-67, 15734 nucleotides. NCBI's taxonomy places the organism in Eukaryota, Viridiplantae, Streptophyta, Zygnematophyceae, Desmidiales, Closteriaceae. The record is from the annotation of a GenBank genome assembly.